Molecule: messenger RNA, 1521 nt
Organism: Cotesia glomerata
Lineage: Eukaryota; Metazoa; Arthropoda; Insecta; Hymenoptera; Braconidae
Product: transcription factor Sp5-like
Exons: 2
Coding region: 358-1356 (332 amino acids)
Biological process (GO): regulation of transcription by RNA polymerase II
Molecular function (GO): DNA-binding transcription factor activity, RNA polymerase II-specific; RNA polymerase II cis-regulatory region sequence-specific DNA binding
Source: RefSeq, a predicted model, not a curated record
ACAUAGUUAUUAAAUCGGACGGAACACAGUCAAGUAGUAAUUAUCUGCAAGCGCCUGUGGCCGCUACUCGUCCCAACAACUCGGGAAAAAUUUUUUUUUUUAUUUACACUUUUUCGUUAUUAUUGCUAACAACGAAAAAGAAAGUUUAUCGUACCACGUGUGUUUUCAAAACGUCCUUCGGCUUCCGUUGAAACGUCCUUGCGUUUAACUCUCAACGGGUCCAAGUUUAACAAGUGUUAUUGUACAUAUAUAUGUAUAUAUAUUUAUUUAUAUACAUAUAUACUUAUAUUUAGUGGGUGUGUGGUAACAAUAAUUUGAUUACCAACAGACACGAAGAAUCAUCAAGUGAAUAAUCAGAUGUCAGGCGUUUUAUCAAGCAAAAAAAGGACUACUUACAACAAUCAAGAGGAAAAGUGUGAAGUGAUGCCACCGAGCAUGUAUUAUCCACAGAACAUGUCAAUGAUGACACCAGUGACACCAAUGACAGCUGGUAUGUCAACUUCAAUGUCAAGCUUCCACUCCUACCCCUCAACUAGCUACGACACACAUCAUUACCAGCAUGAACCAAUUCAUGCAACCUAUCAAUCACCCAAUCUCUGGAGUCCAGAGUAUUAUUCCGGAUACAGCACAUUUUCGGAGCCUACACCAUCGACGUCGUACAAUCUUCCAUCCACUCUUGGUCCAUCAACGUCAACAGCAGCGACACUUUGGCCGACGCAUCAACCUGACUACUCAGCAGUACAACCGCAAUUGACAGCAAUGCAACCGAUGCCUGCUUUCCGACAGUCUCCAACUUUAUCAGAGUUGUCUCAAAAUUCGUACGAGCAACUGAGUCCUCAGUACUGGUCCAGCGAAGAAGAGUCGAAGCGCAAGAAAAAGUUGACCAGAUGCCAGUGUCCCAGUUGCAUCCCCGAUGGCAAUUGCAAACUCGAUAGCGAUGGCAAGAAAUUGCACACUUGCCACUACCCAGGUUGUCAAAAAAAAUACGGAAAGACUUCGCAUUUGAAAGCUCACCACCGCUGGCACACUGGAGAGCGCCCGUUCAAGUGCGAUUGGUAUGGAUGUGGAAAAUGCUUCACCCGGAGUGAUGAGCUUCAGCGACACUUUAGGACUCACACCGGGGAUAAACGUUUUUUUUGUCAACAGUGCCCCAAACGCUUUAUGCGCAGUGAUCACUUGAAGAAACACAUUAAAACCCACGAGAAUCAGAAGAAAAAAGCCAAGAAACAGAACAAGGAAAACAAGUCUUCUACCGUAACUCAAGAGGUUAGUCAGGAGCAGCCGAUCAUGGGAGCUGCUGCUGCUGCUGCUGCUGCUGCUGGAACAAAUAUUCCUGCUCAAUAUUACUAUCAAUAAAUAAAAUUGGACUGACUAUAGAGAGGUAAUGUACCUCAUCAUUAUUGACUGAUAAGAGGUACUGUGAUAAUUUGCCUUGGGUGUAUAUAUAAUUUCAUAUUAAAAAUUAUUUUUCACUAAUUUUUGAUAUUUUAGAUAUUGUAUAAAUAAAUUGUAAAUAUUAUA